AUGGAAACACGGGUUUUCUUCCACGCCUCCAGGCGCCUGAGACCGUUUCUCUGCGCCUUCCAUACCCGCACCCGCACCCGCAUCCGCCACUCCUCAACUAGCAACACGCCUUCAACCCAGCAAGUACACCCAUUAGGGGACUACUAUGCCUCUAUCCUCGAGUCGCCCACCCCUAAGAUAUCGAUUAAACCACCCACAACAGCCACGCCAUCCUCCAAACCCCCGGAAGACGAUAGUAAACCCGAAGCCGCGAUCCUCUUCUCCUCCCGCCUAUCCUCGCCACUAGAACGGCGCUCCGAAAUAAAGAAGAAAAGUGUUCGGGUGGCAGGUGUGUGGGUUCCUCCUAGACCCGAUGAGCCGGAUAACUGCUGUAUGAGUGGGUGUGUGAAUUGUGUGUGGGAUCGAUAUCGGGAUGAGUUAGAGGAAUGGGCUGCGGCCAGGAAGGAGGUCAAUAAGGUGCUGAGGAUGGAGAAGGUGGGGAAGAAGAGGCCGAGUGGCGUUGGGUUAACUGGUUCUGGGUUGAUGCUGGGGGAGGGGGAGAAGGGUGCACAGCAUACCAUGGUUAGUAUGGAUGAUGAUGGGGGUGGCAGUGAAUGUAAUUGGGGAACGAUGGACAGUGAUUUUUCGGACGAGGGUUUGUUCAAAGGUAUCCCAGUUGGGAUUAGAGAGUUUAUGAGGUCGGAGAAGAGGUUGAAGGAGAAGCAUGCCGCUAGAAAAGCGGAAGAGGCUCGCGCCGGUUAG
This is a messenger RNA of Venustampulla echinocandica, 741 nucleotides long. RefSeq lists its product as uncharacterized. The record is from RefSeq and is a predicted model, not a curated record. Bases 1 to 741 code for a protein of 246 amino acids. The transcript has a single exon. Gene Ontology annotation, cellular component: mitochondrion. Lineage: Eukaryota; Fungi; Ascomycota; Leotiomycetes; Helotiales; Pleuroascaceae.